This is a messenger RNA of Colletotrichum truncatum, 2628 nucleotides long. RefSeq lists its product as uncharacterized. Lineage: Eukaryota; Fungi; Ascomycota; Sordariomycetes; Glomerellales; Glomerellaceae. The record is from RefSeq and is a predicted model, not a curated record.
AUGGCCAACAACUCCUUCCCUAGGUCCAUUGAAAGCACAACCAAGGAAGGUGACCAUGAGUCCAUAUUGUACGCCGAAACUGAUAACGGUUGGACUCAUGAUGGAAGGAGUGACUUCGGUCAUGACUUCACCGAUAUUCCACCAGGCAACAUCAGCUCGGAUAUUCCUGAUCUAAUCGACUUGUCUGAUCCCGAAGACAGCACUCCCAGCAAGGGACCCACUGAAAGCAUUCCUCUCACCUCCGACAAGUGCAACCUCAAAGAGUCUAUAGACUGUCAUUUUCCAGUCUUAUUCGAGAAAAUAGAGGGUCCUUCAUCGAAAGAGAGCCCGCACCCAAAAGGGUUCCUGGAUCCUGAGUCUCCUCCUUUUGAACCAUCCAAGAUGUGUCUCCUCGAUCAAGAACUGCUGCCGUCAUGUCACUCCUCUGACACUGAUGGCCGACAAAACCGCACCACAGAGCACGACCAAGUGGCUAUCCUACAAGCUCAUAUCAAAACGUUAGAAAACGAACAUGAGACUUUGAAGCGCGAGAACGAUAGCCUCAGUACCGUAAAUGAGGUCUUGCAGCAUAAGACCUGCCAACUUGAGGUGUACAUCGAGACCCUGCGAGAUACGGUUGCCGAAGCACAACUUCUGCGAACAAGGGCUCAAAAGUUCGCAGUUGAGCUCAGUGAGAAGAAUGCAAAUCUCAGAGCUUCUCUAAACCAACUGCAGAACGAUUACGACGAAGUAAAGCCACAGGUAGCUGAGUACAAGAAGAAACUUCAUGGAGCCACGAAAAGUAUUGAUCCUUUACAAAAACAGCCACAAGACGUCCAGAACCGUCUUCUCAACGUGACGGAACAUGUCAGAGAGAUUGAACACUUCUUUAGAAACGAUUUGGACAAUAAUCCUCAGGACAUAGAAGCUUUUGCUUCUGUCGGUCUCUUCCCCAGCGGCGCCGGUCAAAAGUACGAUUCUGCCGGAUUUCGUCAAACCCAAACAUUGAUUUCCUCCAAUGAGUUCUUUCCAAAGCCAAUGAUUACUUCCUGUGCUCGGCUCACUGGACUCCAAAACAAUGGUGGAGGAAACAAAAGCCAAGGACCACAGCCUGUCGAGGCGCCCAACGAUGAUUUCAACGCCAGCAACAUGAAUAGGAAGGACAGCCCAUCUCAGCCUGGCGAGUCUCAGAGUCGCACCGGCUCUACCCUUGACGGUAUUGAAUGGAGCCCUGGCUCUGGCAAAAUCUGGGCCACCGAGGUCGAGAAAGUCCAGGCUGUUCGUAAUCACCAGGGAGCUCGACCCGACAUUCAAACACCCAGUAUGUUCAGAUAUGGCAUUCGGUUCGUGCGGCAGCAUAUUGUGCAGAAGCUAAUUACAGAAGAUGGCAUUCCAGACGUUGCGUCUCGGCGGAUCAUCAUGUCAGGUGUCCCCGAAGGUGUCCACAUCCGGCAAGUUUUGGAGCACGUUCGAGGCGGUCGGGUUCUCAAGGCUCACAUCAUAACUAUGGGAGACGGCACAGACCGCCACAGGGCAGCCUACAUCGAGUUCGGCAAUGCAGGGGAUGCUAUGGACUACUACCGCUUCACUCGACGCCGCGAGUUCGGUUUCAUCGUCGACGACGCGUCGAUCAGAGCCCGAAUUAUGCUUCCCGCCACCGAUUCUUUCCCUCUGAGCGACAUUCAGGAGGCUCAAUUAGCUCAAGGGUGUACCCGCUGCCUAGCCGUAAGUGGCUUUCCAGUUUUCCAUUUGCCAACUCUCUUCGAAUCCGCGGGAGCUUUCCGCAAGUUUGCGGACAACAUUACUCACUUCAGCUACUCCGAUGACGGAAGCUUCGAAAUCUCAUUUUCUGACAUCCAGUCUGCCCUUGGCGUCCGUGACAGCAUCCUUUGCUCCAGCUUUUAUGGUGGAACUCAGUGUAAAAACGCUGUUGUCUUCAAAGAAGACCCUUGCGAUGCACCUCUUGACACUCUUCAAGUGCCUUUUCUUCCCAUCAAACCCUUGCCGGACUUUUCAAUUCUGGACCCGAAAAUCGCCCCAUUAUUUAUGACCGAAGAGGGACAAGACAUUGAGGUCGACCACGCGAAGAGAGACGUUACAGGGCCCAUCACCGAGACUCCUCGAGUCGUCCACGAGCAAGAUCUUAGAAAGGGCAUCGUUUGGGAGAAAGCGGCGAACUGGGACGAAAUACCAACCUAUGAUGCUUACGACCACGAACAGAGACGAGUAGUUUCGCACCAAAAGGAUCCCGAAUCCGGAGCAAUUCGAACACUUUACCACGGCAGUUGGGUCAUGUCGCCAGAUGAGUCACGCAAGAUGUGGCUUCAUUACAAUCAAGACAGCCCCGACCCUUGGACUCAGGGCACAGCGGAUCUUUUCUAUAAUGCGACUGGUGAUAUCGACAUGCGCAAGUGCAUCGUCGACGAUGGGGGACUCUACGGAGACGCCGAUCAAUGGAUGAAGACCCCAGAUUCAUCUCCGCCCGAGGGAGAGAGUCUGACACCCAUUGGGACCCCUUCGACUGUACCUCCUCUCUCUGAGCUCACCGAAGGUCUCAUAAACGUUCAUGAUACAUCGAGGAAUGUGCCUGCGGGCGUCUAUAGCAACAACAUUGGUAGCAACUCCGGAUACACCAGCCCUUCGUCUUAG